Linepithema humile (Argentine ant) is the source of this 2109-nucleotide messenger RNA. The record is from RefSeq and is a predicted model, not a curated record. Lineage: Eukaryota; Metazoa; Arthropoda; Insecta; Hymenoptera; Formicidae.
CCAGUCUCGACGCGGCAGCGCUUACCUUAGUGUCGCGUCAUACGGGUGUGCGAUCACACGUGCGACAAAAUCAUGGGUGAGAAACGUGCCGUGCUAUGCCCGCGCGGACGACAGGUGCCCCUUCUGGUAGUGACAACCUUGUUGGUAGGCGUGCGUACGGAGCUUGUCGAUCCUAAAUUCAAGGAGCCAAUAGCCAAUGUAACCGCGCCGGUGGGAAGGGAAGCCAUUCUCUCCUGCGUAGUUCAAGAUCUCGCCGGAUACAAGGUGGCAUGGUUGCGCGUUGACACGCAGACUAUCCUGACGAUAGCGAGCCAUGUGAUCACGAAGAAUCACAGGAUCGCGGUUUCCCACAGCGACCACCGCACAUGGUUCCUUCACAUACGCGAGGUGCGAGAGUCCGAUCGAGGCUGGUAUAUGUGCCAGAUAAACACGGACCCCAUGAAAAGCCAGAUCGGUUAUCUUGAAGUGGUCGUGCCGCCCGACAUCCUGGACUACGAUACCAGCACGGACAUGGUGGUGAUGGAGGGGCGAAACGUGACUCUGCGCUGCGCCGCGACCGGUUCCCCGGCGCCUAACAUCACCUGGCGGCGUGAGGAUGGUCAGCCAAUUCAAACCGGGACCGGGGAGGAAGUUAUGACCAUAGAAGGGCCGAGCUUCAAUAUCACAAAAGUGAAUCGGCUGCAUAUGGGUUCCUAUUUAUGCAUCGCAUCCAAUGGCGUGCCACCCUCCGUCAGCAAAAGAAUAAUGCUUACUGUGCAUUUUCCACCGAUGAUUUGGGUUCAAAAUCAGUUAGUAGGUGCUCUCGAGGGUCAGAAGCUGACUCUCGAAUGCCACUCAGAGGCGUUUCCAAAGUCUAUAAAUUAUUGGACCAGAGAUCAGGACAAGAUUGUGCCGCAAGGUGGGAAGUACGACCCGGUGCUGAAGGACAACGCGUACAAGAUACACAUGAAGCUGACGAUAAAUUCCGUCAGUACGGCUGAUUUCGGCUCGUACAAAUGUGUCUCUAGAAAUUCGCUGGGCGACACUGACGGCAGCAUCAAAGUCUAUCCAUUAUUGAACUCCAACGGCACCAAAACCAAAAACAACAAUUGGGAGGCGACGUUGCAUUGCGCGAUGGAAGAUUUAUAGAGACCGGUUCCGGUGUCCUGGGUCAAUUUUAUUGAACUCUUUCCACCUCGCCGCGCACAUGCGUUUCGAGGGUUAAAUAUUGUACACGUCUAAAUAUGAGCUGCAAAAUUAAGCGAAAGAAUAUGAUCUCUUGAAAAUUAAUGGAGAAUUGAAGAGCAAUUAUUAAUGAGUGUCUGCUAAGAGCGAAUUUAGUGCAUGCGAUCAUUAAUUUUUAAUAGGAUUAGGGGGAGUUUUUUUGUCAGAGCGAUCGUUAUUUAUCCCUCUCGCAGAAAUAUUAGAGCUGCGAGAUAGAGCACGGGUAUUCUCUGGUGCAUGCGAAAGUAACGAAGCAGCGUUUUCACGAAAUUUCACGCGGAAACUUAACAACGUGAAGGCAAACACGUUGGUCAUACCUCAGGUCCUUCCACAAUCUGCGCCGGGUUUGUCCUGCGGAGUACGAACGGCAGUCCUGCUCUCCUUCGUUUUCCUCAUUACUUGAGAAAACACGCGGUUCAAGCCGCAUUUUUCACGGAGACAAACGAACUCCGCGCUCGCGCCCUGAGCAAAACGCUAGAUCGCUUUUCCAAUAGCGACAGAAUACCUAUUCCUUGCUCCACCCUCACUUUUUAUCCUUAUUUAUCAGUAAACCUGCCGCUAGUUUACACAAAAAUUUAUUGCAUUUUUUGCGAUAGAGAAAAAUAUACUGCAGCAUAAUUUCUGCUUAUACGAAAUAGCAUUUUUUAAAUUGCAUAAAAUUACAAUCAAUGAAUUCCAAAAAUGUGCAAUCUGACUGUCGUCCAGAUUUUAUAAAAAUUUAAAUGAAACAACACAACGUAACUAAAUUUUUAUUAAACACACACAUAUAUAAGCGAGUAUAAUUUGUAUUUAUUAAAACGAGAAAUUUAUUUAUUCUGUGACACAAACUCGUCUCUCAUAAAUUGUUCCUCUCUUCGUGUCUACUGUCAUCGCUACUUCUCUGGCAAUUGAUUUAACAACCAUCGU